CUUCCGGCCAGCUUCCGGCUUCGGGCAGAGCCAGGCCGGGAGCCGCCGCAGCCCGUUAUUUUAGAUAAGUACAGAAUUACUAGCCUUGCUCCGACUUGAAAAGCUUAAAGAUGUCUGAACAGGAGGAGAAGCUCAGUCUGCGUCGCCUUGAGCCAGCAAUCCAGAAGUUUAUUAAAGUUGCAAUUCCAACAGAUCUGGAGAGGCUGAGGAAGCAUCAAAUAAACAUUGAGAAGUACCAGAGGUGCAGUCUGUGGGACAAAUUGCACGAAGAACACAUCAACGCAGGGCGCACGGUGCAGCAACUGCGAGCAAAUAUCAGAGAGAUGGAGAAACUUUGUUUGCGGGUCCGAAAGGAAGACCUCCUGAAUUUGCAGAGAAUGAUCAGCCCGGUGAAGGAGGAGGCCUUGUCUGCCAUAAAGGAAUUUCUUCGGCUCCAUUCGGAGUCUGCAGAAGAACUUAAAAGACAGUUGAACGAGAGAGAGGCAUCACUGCAGUCGCCGUUGACCAGGUCGAUGACUAUUGGGGGAGAAACAUUUCAUGGCCAUGAAACGGAAGGCGCCUCUCAGAGUUUUUGCCAGCUGUUUUCUCCACUCCCUGAGAUCCCUCAGGAUCAAAAUGCUGCCGAAUCGUGGGAGUCUUUAGAAGAGGACUUGAUAGAACUUGGCAAUCUAGUGACUGACUUCUCUCUGAUAGUUAACUCCCAGCAGGAGAAGAUCGACAGAAUCGAAGACAACGUCAGCAAUGCCGCUGUGAACGUUGAGGAGGGAACCAAAAGCCUGGGGAAGGCUGCAAAGUACAAGCUGGCCGCUCUGCCUGUGGCAGGCGCACUCAUUGGUGGCGUUGUGGGGGGCCCGAUUGGACUCCUUGCGGGUUUCAAGGUGGCAGGAAUUGCAGCCGCGCUUGGUGGGGGCGUGUUGGGUUUCACCGGUGGGAAACUGAUACAGAGGAAGCGGCAAAAGAUGAUUGAGGACCUGUCCUGCAGCUGCCCCAACCUUCCCAGAGAGGGUGACGGGAACUGCACCUGAGCGGAGGCUACCUUGACCCAGGCAGGCUGGCCGGCUAGCUGGCCCCACUGCCCUUGCUUUGAUGAAUGUCUCUCGGAUCCCUGUGAACGGGAAUGCACCUCGGCGUUCUCUCCUGUUUGGGAACCAGACAAGAGUAUCCUGACUCUUCUCACCGGGUUGCACCAGCCUCUUCGUUCUGAGAACCAAGAGUUGCAUAUUUCAGCAUAAAGUCAUUACAAAGGAAGAUCAUCCGGCAAAUGAUCCUCCCUGUACUUUUUAAAGGGUUUUUAUAGUGCUCACAACAUGUUUUUUUUUUUUCUGGAAAAACAGAAGGGGUUUUAAGACAGUAUUUUAGAGCAUAAGCACUUUGGUGCCUCAGCAACUCAAGACACUGUGUUUGGCUCAGGUGCCCAGAGAUGCCUUCGUGGGAUGAGGUCUUUGUUCUUGCAGGGUUCUCCGUGCUCGGAUCCCAGGGAAAGCGCAGGAGUGGUGGGCCCUGCACGGUUCAGGCUACGAUUGCAGUUCACCCUCUUGACACCCUGAGCAGGCCGGCAGUGACAAUCUGCUCCUUUCUCCCCAAACACUACUUUUCUUUUUUUGAAGAGCAGUAUCAGGUCGAGCUCUGGCUCUGUUUUUAAAGUGUUACUUUGAGGAAAGUCACAGGAUUUGCUUUCUGAAUAAAUUUCACAAGCGUCAGCCUGUUUCCAAAACCCUCUUUGCCAACUCAGCCAGAGGUGGAAGGAUUGCUGAGGGUCAGAUGACAAUUGUAGGGGAACAUGGCUGCACUUGGGUUUUUUCUGAACUCUUUUUCCUCCUCCAUCGACUGAGCAGCGAGAGAAGACGAGGAAAGCUUGGCCAAAGAUGAUGUCGUGCCAACCAAAGCCUUUCUAGUUUGCCAUGUGACUUGAUAAUCUGCCGAGAGGACUUCUGAGGAAGACUCUGAUGGUUUUGAGAUAACCUGGCUGACCGGGACUGCAAAAUGGUUUAAUAAAACAGAACAGAGUUUUGUUAU
Messenger RNA from Eublepharis macularius, 2016 nucleotides. RefSeq names its product syntaxin 17 (gene STX17). Bases 111 to 1025 code for a protein of 304 amino acids. Gene Ontology annotation, molecular function: SNAP receptor activity; SNARE binding. The record is from RefSeq and is a predicted model, not a curated record. Gene Ontology annotation, biological process: vesicle fusion; exocytosis; intracellular protein transport. NCBI's taxonomy places the organism in Eukaryota, Metazoa, Chordata, Lepidosauria, Squamata, Eublepharidae. The transcript has 8 exons. Gene Ontology annotation, cellular component: SNARE complex; plasma membrane; endomembrane system.